Caenorhabditis elegans is the source of this 2449-nucleotide messenger RNA. It is a transcript of the gene mcm-7, whose product is annotated as DNA replication licensing factor MCM7. The coding region runs from base 33 to 2225 and encodes 730 amino acids. The record is from RefSeq and is marked reviewed. Lineage: Eukaryota; Metazoa; Nematoda; Chromadorea; Rhabditida; Rhabditidae. Gene Ontology annotation, biological process: DNA replication initiation; DNA replication. Gene Ontology annotation, molecular function: ATP hydrolysis activity; DNA helicase activity; DNA binding. The transcript is spliced from 4 exons. Gene Ontology annotation, cellular component: MCM complex; nucleus.
CCCGGCUCUAUAAUCCUAUAAUCUCACUCACCAUGAAAACCACCACUUACAACACAGACUGGGCUGCCGAGAAGACGAAAAUUCGCAGUUUCUUCGACGAAUACUAUGUGGACAAUGAGGACGGAUCUGGAAAGGCAUUCCCAUAUCGUGAUCAAGUCUUUGAAAUUGCUCGCCGCGACAAGCAGGCAAUCGUUGUGAAUGUUGACCAUAUUAAGGAAUCUGAUAUUCCAGAUGCUCUUGAACUCUCAGAAGCCAUUACUUCCAAUACAAAGAGAUACGAAGUCCUGUUCAAGGACACAAUUUCGGAUAUGAUCCAGGACUAUCUCGGAGACAAGCAAGCGCCAGUAAUCGAUGCUCUUGAUGCCUACAUGUUCCAGCGUCUUCAUAUGGAUAGGAACGAGGGAGCCGCCAACGAGGAAGUUUCUCUUCAGGACAAACGCAAGAAAUACCCACCACAGCUCCUUCAACGCUUCGAGGUCUACUUCACAACGGACGAUGCCGCCCAUGAAACGUGUGUCCGAAACAUCAAAGCCACCGAGAUCGGGCACUUGGUCUCCAUGAAGGGAGUUGUUAUCCGUGCGACCGAGGUGAAACCUUGUGUUGAAGUCAUGACCUACACUUGCGAUACUUGUGCCGCCGAAGUCUAUCAGCCUGUGAAGGGAAUGCAAUUCACCCCACCGGUCAACUGUCCCAACAAGGAAUGCGUUGAGGCAAAAGCCAACGGAAGACUUCACAUGCAGCUUCGUGGAUCGAAAUUCGUCAAGUUCCAAGAGCUCAAAAUUCAAGAGCUCAGCGAGCAAGUCCCAGUAGGAUCGAUUCCUCGCACAAUGACUGUUCACGUUUACGGGGAGAUGACGAGAAAGUGCAAUACUGGAAAUGUCGUGCAUGUUUCUGGAGUAUUCUUGCCAAUUAUGCAGUCUGGCUUCCGACCAACUGGAGGACUCGUUGCCGAUACCUAUUUGGAAGCUCACUACAUCAACAAUCUUGACGACAACCCAACUUUCAAUGGAGUUCAAUCCGCCGAACUGGAAGUUCUCCGUCGCAAAGGAGACAACUACGAAACUCUUGCCGCCUCCAUCGCUCCGGAAAUUUUCGGCCACGUUGAUGUUAAAAAGUGCCUUUUGAUGGCUCUCGUUGGAGGAAAUGACAACAGCUCGAACGGAAUGAAAAUUCGUGGAUGCAUCAACGUUCUGAUGAUGGGAGAUCCAGGAGUUGCUAAAUCUCAACUUCUCGGCUACGUGAACCGGUUGGCUCCACGAUCUCAGUACACUACUGGUCGUGGUUCUUCUGGAGUUGGUCUCACGGCCGCUGUGAUGAAGGAUCCCGUCACUGGAGAGAUGUCUCUCGAGGGUGGUGCCUUGGUGUUGGCCGACGGAGGAAUUUGCUGCAUUGACGAGUUCGAUAAGAUGAUGGAUCACGAUAGAACUGCGAUCCAUGAAGUUAUGGAGCAGCAGACCAUCUCGAUUGCCAAAGCUGGAAUCAUGACGACACUCAACGCUCGUACGGCUAUCAUCGCCGCUGCCAAUCCAGCCUACGGAAGAUAUAACCCAAAUCGUUCCAUUGAGCAGAACGUUGAUCUUCCAGCUGCACUUCUCUCCCGUUUCGAUUUGAUUCUUCUCAUGCAGGACAAGGCUGAUCGUGAGAACGACAAGAUUCUCGCUGAGCACAUCACAUAUGUUCAUCAGCACGGUUGCCAUCCAAAUCGUGAGAAGAAGGAUCUCAUCUCGCUUGAGACACUUCGCGAGUACAUUUCUCUUUGCAAGACGUAUACUCCAACUGUCGAUCCAGCUCUUCGAGAACGUAUUGUCGAGGCAUACGUUGAGAUGCGCAGAGAUGCUAGAUAUUCGUCCGAUCCAACAUUUGUGUCGCCAAGAAUGAUUCUAGGAAUCGUCAGAAUGGCGACAGCUCGUGCUAAGCUUCGUCUAUCCACGAUUGUCGACGAAAGUGACGUUGAAGAAGCUCUCCGUUUGAUGCAAUUCGCUAAGGACUCGCUCAGACCAGAACAGAACAAAAUUGAGAAGCGCAUGGCUCCAGUCGAUGCUGCAUUCGCCGUUCUUCGUGAGCUCUACCAUGCCGACAACGCCCCGAUCGCCAUCUCAAACGCCAUUCAAAGAUGCGCUCGCAAGGGAAUCAGCGAGGUUGCUCUCAAGAAAUGCCUGGAUCAAUACACUGCUAACGGUCUCUUGGUCAUGGAUCGCCAGAACAUUGUGUUCGCUAUGAAUUAAAAUUAAUUGUAUAAUUUCGACGAAUUGCCUUUUUAAUUUUCACCCCCUCCCACAUUUAAUCACACACUAUCUAAAUAACUAUCGUAAGAUUGUACUAUGUUUGACAAUUUUCACAAUUUUUUCCUUCAACACAUUCGUAUUCUGAUCUCAAAUUUUUUUCGUUGUUUUUUUUUGUUUCGCCUUUACGGAGAAUGAUGCCGAUGAGCAUAAUAAAUUGAUUAUGG